AUGGCUACUCAGCUAGCAUCUCCCCUUCAUUAUAGCUGUACUUUGAUAGCAAGUCUCUACAUUGUAAUAUGCAUUUUAUUUUAUCGCACUCCGGUAAAGAGAAGAAAGACUCGCUCCAAGCGCCGCAGUCGACCUCGAGUUAUCUUGGCUAGCUUGAUCGUUUUCACAUAUGUCAGUCAAACGGCCUUGAAAAUCACCACUGAUGACCUGGACAGUUCUCAGCCAUUCUUGGUGCAUAUGACCUCUCAAGCGGUCAUAUGGACGGCACUGUGGCUACGACAGAAUCCUUCCAAGUACGAAGUGGCUGGAAGCUCGUUGGUCACCGCUGGUUUCGAAAUUCCACUCCUUGCGCUCUCUUUGUGUCCCAAGCCGAGACAGUGGGUACCAAUCACGCAGCUCACCAUCUCAGCGGUCCGACUUGCCCUGCUUGUCUUUGUGGCAAGUGCGAUUCUAUUUGAGACUAGACAGAGGAAGAAAAAGAUAUCGGAAGAGUCGCGCCCUUUCCUAAAUGGCAAUCAUACAAGAUAUGGCGCAGCGAAUGGCAACGACUCGGAAAAUAGCAGCGUGGACUCCAAGAGCGAGAGCGAUUCGGACACCGGCAAGAAUAAGAAUGAUGCAGCCAUGCGCAGGAAAAGACUCCGCAAUGACAAGUUGCAGUCAUUUAAGGGUUGGUUGGAAUAUCUGAAAAGCUUCUCGAUCUUUCUGCCAUACUUGGUCCCCAGAAACAAUCGCAAGGUCCAGCUUUGUGUUGCCACCAGUAUCUUCUGUUUAGUAUGCCACCGGGCUCUGAACAUCCUCAUUCCUCAGCAACUAGCAGAUGUCACCGAUAGCAUCUUUGCCAACAAAACCCCAUAUGCUUCACUGGGAAAAUGGGCGCUGCUGCAGCUCAUCAGUGGCGGAGCUGGGCUAGGAUUGAUCGAGGCACUUGUCAAGAUUCCUAUCAGGCAGUUCUCUUACCGGCAGAUCACUGCUGCUGCCUUCAGCCAUGUCAUGAAUCUGUCAAUGGACUUCCAUAUCGAAAAUGACUCGGCAGAAGUUAUGAAGUCCAUCGACCAAGGUGGAGCGCUGAACAGUCUGUUAGAAGUUGCCAUUCUAGAAAUCAUCCCGACAGUGAUUGACUUGGCUAUUGCAUGUGUUGUUUUCUAUUUAAAGUUCAAUAUCUACGCGUCCUUGCUGGUGGUGAUAGUAUCUAUUGCUUAUGUUGCGACGGAAGUCUUUACCUCUAACUGGAACAUCGACGCCAGACGUGAUGUUUCACAGACACAGCGAAACGAAACUCGGAUUAUGCAUCAGGCCGUACAAGGCUGGCAGACUGUUACAUACUUCAACCAGUUUUCGUACGAGAGGUCUCGCUUUGCGGAAGCGGUUGACCUCGCCUUGAAGGCUAGCGCCCGUUUCGGUCAACGCCGAGCAAUAGGCAGAUCACUCCUGGACUUACUCAAACCAAUUUGCUUCGUUGGUCUCUCCUCGCUCAUCGUACAUGAGAUUUCUGUGGGACGCGCCUCCACGGGAGACUUUGUUUUCUUCAUUCAGUAUUGGUCUUCGCUCAUCUCUCCUUUGGCCUACCUCUCCGCGCAAUAUCGCUGGCUUGUCUCUGAUCUAGUUGAUGCGGAGCGGCUACUCUUCCUGUUUCAAUCCAAGCCUAGCGUCACUGACAAGGAGUGUGCGAUGCCGCUGAAGCCUGGUGAUGGCCGUGUUUCGUUCCACCAUGUUGACUUUGCCUAUGAUUCCCGGUUGAAGACUCUCAAGGAUGUGAAUAUCUCUAUCGAACCUGGGACAACAGUUGCACUGGUCGGUAUGACUGGUUCAGGAAAGACAACAAUCCUUAGACUCCUUCUCCGACUUUACGAUGUUACUGCUGGUCAUAUUGAUAUUGACGGCCAAGACAUCCGCGACAUAAGCCUCAGCUCACUACGUCAGACUAUCGGUGUUGUGCCACAAGAUCCCGUCUUAUUCAACGCAUCUAUCAUCGAGAAUUUGCGGUAUGCCCGGCCCUCGGCUUCGGAUGAAGAGAUCCACGAAGCAUGUCGUGCCGCAGCUAUUCACGAGAAAAUCCUCACGUUUGUGGACGGAUACAACACCACAGUCGGAGAGCAGGGUGUCAAGUUGUCUGGCGGUGAACUACAGCGGAUGGCCAUUGCUCGGGUUUUCCUAAAGAAGUCACCGAUUCUCCUGCUGGAUGAAGCAACGAGUGCCGUAGACUCGAGCACGGAAUCGGACAUCCAGACUGCGUUGGACCGAUUGAGAGCCAAGCGAACUACGUUUGUCAUUGCCCAUCGACUUUCAACUAUUUCCAGCGCCGACCGGAUCCUUGUUGUGCAUGAGGGACAGGUUGUCGAGAGCGGGUCUCACCAAGAGCUGCUGAAGAAGGAGGGUGGAAGAUAUCAGAACCUCUGGCGGAAUCAGUUCGGGGACAUCAAAAAUGAGAAGCCUGCGUUGUAA
Penicillium roqueforti is the source of this 2442-nucleotide messenger RNA. RefSeq names its product ABC transporter ATP-binding protein. Gene Ontology annotation, molecular function: ATP binding; ATP hydrolysis activity; ABC-type transporter activity. The transcript has a single exon. Bases 1 to 2442 code for a protein of 813 amino acids. Gene Ontology annotation, biological process: transmembrane transport. Gene Ontology annotation, cellular component: membrane. The record is from RefSeq and is a predicted model, not a curated record. Lineage: Eukaryota; Fungi; Ascomycota; Eurotiomycetes; Eurotiales; Aspergillaceae.